Molecule: messenger RNA, 1624 nt
Organism: Jatropha curcas
Lineage: Eukaryota; Viridiplantae; Streptophyta; Magnoliopsida; Malpighiales; Euphorbiaceae
Product: zinc finger CCCH domain-containing protein 20
Molecular function (GO): metal ion binding
Source: RefSeq, a predicted model, not a curated record
CCACCUCCUCUCCAUACCAUAGGUGAUAAUGUCCAAAGAUGAUGAUCGGAGAACCUCCUACACAUUCUAAUCCAACCGUCCAAAUCCCUCCCUGGGACCCUUUUUUCGACGAGCCAACAUCACCGUUACCUUCUCCAUUCGCUAACUGCGGAAAUACUAGCUCACCUUUUCUCGACUCCUUAACCGCGCUCCACCGUUACCUUCCGUCAAAUGAGCCUGAUUCGUUGAGCGAUGACUUGGACUUUGCUGUGGAUGCUUUCUCGUGCGAUCAUUUCCGCAUGUAUGAGUUCAAGGUGAGGCGGUGCGCACGUGGGAGGUCACACGACUGGACGGAAUGUCCAUACGCACAUCCUGGAGAGAAGGCUCGCCGGCGUGACCCACGCCGGUAUCAUUACUCUGGUACGGCCUGCCCCGACUUUCGCAAAGGUGGGUGCAAGAAAGGUGACUCGUGUGAGUUUGCUCAUGGGGUUUUUGAGUGCUGGCUUCAUCCGGCUCGAUAUCGAACCCAACCAUGCAAGGAUGGCCCAGCUUGUCGCCGCCGGGUUUGUUUCUUUGCGCACACGCCGGAUCAGCUUAGGGUUUUGCCUCAACAAAGCCCAAGGGGAAACGCGCCCGGAUCAGUUGAGAUGGAAGUUGGGUCGCCUUUGAGGCACCAUAUUGACUCUUACUUGUCUAAAGCCGGGUCGUUUCUUUCUUCUCCAACCUCGAUUUUGACGUCUCCGCCUAUGUCUCCGCCAUCGGACUCGCCGCCAAUUUCGCCAAGUAGUCCCCAGGUAGUUGGCGGUUCGUUCAACUCUGUGAGCGAACUAGUUGCGUCUAUGCGAAGUUUGCAGUUCAGUAAAAUGAAAGCGGGAUCUGCAUCUUGGGGUAUGCAGAAUGGAUCAGGGUUUGGGUCACCCCGUGGGUCCUCUCUUCGACCCAGUUUUUGUAGCCUCCCUUCAACUCCGACCCGGGCCAUGACUCGGGCCGGACUGGGUCAGGUAGACCUCUGGGACUCAACUCUCGAGGAAGAGCCCGUAAUGGAGAGGGUAGAAUCUGGAAAGGAUUUAAGAGCAAAAAUAUAUGCGAAACUCAGCAAGGAAAACUCGUUGAAUCGGUCUGACUCGGCCGCUUCAGCACCAGAUGUUGGGUGGGUUUCUGAGUUGGUGAAGUGAUUUAACUCAGCUUGCAAUUGGAUUCUUUUUGUUGUUUUUUGAUGAAGAAUUAAUUUCGGUGGCCUAUGAUUCUUCACCCUGACUGUGAAUAUGAAGUCGAAUCUGGAAACUUGGGGUAAAAUCACUUUUUUUAAACUCCUCUGUAAAUGGUAGAUAUGGGAGAUAUCUCGAGUAUCUCUAUUUUGUGGCAAUGGUAGCAAAAAGAAAAGGAACAAAUGAAGAUAAAAAACUUGCAACUUGUGUACAGAAGACAAAGAAGGAUUUCUUAGGGCUGCCGGAGAAUGGGUAGCGGUUUGUUUGUUAAUUAAAUUUGUCUUUGAUAUUUGUAUUUUCUCAUCUGAUUUUCCCGGAAAAUUAAUCUUUUGUACGUUGCUUUCUGUUUAUGCCUAAUCGAUGUAAUUACCGUCAUAUAUCUUGUUGUGUAGUCCUCCUUGGUUUAUUAUUAAUUAUUUGUGCAAUUUUUUUCUUCA